CUGAGGCUUGGUUAGUUUUUAAGUUAGAAGCCUUGGGCCCCACAGGACACACAGAUUGGGGCUGAGGCUCUGCAGGGAGGGGCUUUCCAGAGCCGCCCAGAGCCAGGCCGGCCCCCAUCCCACCCUCCUGACGGCGUCUUCUGUAAGUUCGCCCAGAAGCCACCUCUGUGGGACUCAGGAAGCCCCAGUUCCAGUACUGGCCCCCCUGCUCUGAGGCCAGGGAGGAUCACUGACUCUGGGAGAAGGCACAGGGACAGCACACGAGGCUGUGCACAGAGCAAAAGAGACAGCCGGUGACAGUGGGAGGCCGGGCAGCUGCCUCCCUUCCCACUGCCCUGGGCCCCAUGAUGGGCUGUUCACACCUGUCUUUCUGUCAUCUCUGGGCUGGGAGCCCCCUGAGGGCAGUGGCAGGCUGACCUGUGUUCACCUUGAGCUCAGAACCUGGACAGUCUUUGUGGAGGGAGCUGCAGGUGGGAGGGAGGUCAAGGCACGGGCCCCGCGGGACCACCCCAGACUUGGGGAAUCUGGGCAGAAUCCCCCCUGCUCAGGGUGGGUCUUCCCGCCUCCCUCCCUCCCCCACUGUCCAGGACCCCCAGCCUGGGCCCCCAGGGAGCUCCAUGGCUGCCCUGCAGCCCCAGGGGGAGCAGCUCUAGGAAGCCAGGGUGGGCUGGGCCUGGGGGUUGCAGGGUCUCCACCUAGCCCUGACACCCACUCCCUGGCAACUGGGAAAUCUCUCACCCCUCGGGGUCACAUAUUCCUUGUCUGAAGUUCGGGGCUCAUCACAGCGUCCCACAGAUGGGGGAUAGGAAUGCCAGGAGGGAUGGGGACAGGAGAGUUGGGAAAACCCUGCUCGGAGGCAAGGUGGCAUGGGGCUGAGGGGGCUGGAGCUGAAGGCCCUCCACCUCAUCCUCUUCUUCUCAGUGGCACACCCCCAAAAGGGCAGGCUCAGGCCCUUCAACAUCUGGGGACAGCAGGGGCCUGGGGACUGCCGAGCAGGCACCAGUGUCACCACCCUGGAGACUGGAGGGAAAAGCCGGCAGGUGCCCCCGUUCACUCGUGCUGGGUGUGGUCUCCGGCCCCUAGCCCUACUUGCAGCAGCCCAUCCCACUGCAGGCAGGACACACGUGUCCCUGGAUCCCAGCUCCUCUCCACCACGGCUCGCCUUCCUUCUCGGCACCCGGCUCUGUCACCCAGAACCCUGGACUGGGCAGGGGGCUGACGGGCUUUUUCUGCAUGGCCACGUCCUGUCUACACCGGCAGGAUCACCCUGCUGACUCAUGCUGGGGUGGACUCACUGUGGGUUCACCUCAGCAUGGGAAUAUUUGGAUUUGAGAAUAUUUUAAUACAGACUAUGAAAAUUCCUCCAAAAUCAACCUCCUUGUUCAUAUUCUGUUCUGUUCUUGGAGCCCUCAGUGGACAGGAAUCGCAAACAAGAUCAUCCAGUCCUCCUCUGCCUGCUUUCAGGGAGACCUCUUAAUGUGAGCUGUCCGACUCUGUCAGAAGCAAAGGCAAAACCUGGCCGGUUGUCUCUUUAAAUCGUCUCUGCAGUGUGACGGGCAGCCGGACGGCGGGCUGGGAAGAACCAUUCCCUCCUGCCGAGGGGAGCGGGCCACAGCGCCUGCCGCCAUCAGCGCCUCCCCCAUCCCCAUGGUUACGGCUCCUGCUUCCCGGCCGGUCCCUCAUCCCGGCUCUCGCCCGCGGAAGACGGCGCAAAGGCGGCUGGCACUCCUCACGCCGGAGUUCUGGAAGCUGCCUGCUGAGAAUCGCGUUGAAUGUCUGCUGGUCCUGGCUCUGACUCAUUCCCUCGGGUGCAGAGCCCCUGUCGCCGUUGCCCGGCUGCAGCCCUGCAAUCUGUUGAUAACUCCUCUCGCAGGCUCCAGCGUGUCGCCUCUUGGAAUGGAAAGCUGCUCCCAGGCACGGAGAACUCACCGCGUCGCGCCGGCAGCGGGAAGCACAGGACCGUUGCCGCUCCAGCUGUUUUUGCCAAAAUAGGUGGGUGCAGCCUCUCAACCCUCACCUGCCCCAUCACGGUCACCUGAGACACCCUGCCCAGGGCUUGACCCUGUGGCCGCCGUGUGGUACCGUGACCUUCUGGACGGCCAUGGAGGCUGGUGGGGAGCAGGGUGCGACAUAAUCGACCCAGCCAGCGAUGCCGUCUCCAUCCGUGCUCACACUUCAGUGACUUCAAGGUGCUCAUGGAUUUGAAGGCCGUCCUCUCCCUGCCCCAGGACCCAGGGGAGUUCCUGCACCCCGUGGUGUAUGCUUGUACCGCCGUCAUGCUGCUGUGCCUGCUCAUCUCCGUCGUCACCUACAUGGUGCACCGGAGCGCCAUCCGGAUCAGCCGGAAAGGCCGGCACACGCUCCUGAAUUUCUGCUUCCACGCGGCUCUGACCUUCACGGUGUUUGCUGGCGGCGUUAAUCGCACCAAGUACCCGAUCCUGUGCCAGGCGGUGGGCAUCCUCCUGCACUACUCCACGCUCUCCACCAUGCUGUGGAUCGGAGUGACCGCCAGGAACAUCUACAAGCAGGUGACCAAGAAGGCCCCACCGUGCCCCAGCCCAGACCAGCCAGCCGACCACAAGCAGCCCCUGCUCAGGUUCUACCUCAUCAGCGGAGGGGUUCCCUUCAUCAUCUGUGGGGUCACAGCCGCCACAAACAUCGGGAAUUAUGGGACGGAGGAUGAGGACUCAGCAUACUGCUGGAUGGCCUGGGAGCCCAGCCUGGGGGCCUUCUAUGGGCCAGCUGCCUUCAUCGCCCUGGUCACCUGCGUGUACUUCCUUGGCACCUACGUCCAGCUACGGCGCCACCCGGAACGCAGGUACGAGCUCAGGGAACGGACGGAGGAGCAGCAGCGGCUGGCGGGGCCUGAGGCCGGCCACAGCCCCAGGGCCCCGCGGGUCACCCCUCCCACCUGUGACGCCCUGGCCACCUCACUGCUGCAGAACGAGCACUCUUUCAAGGCCCAGCUGCGGGCUGCCGCCUUCACACUGUUCCUGUUCAUGGCCACGUGGACCUUCGGGGCGCUGGCCGUGUCGCAGGGCCACUUCCUGGACAUGGUCUUCAGCUGCCUGUACGGCGCCUUCUGUGUGACACUGGGGCUCUUCGUGCUCAUCCACCACUGCGCCAAGCGGGACGACGUGUGGCACUGCUGGUGGUCCUGCUGCCCCUCCCGCGGGGACGCCCAUGCCACAAAGCUCAGCACCCACCCUGCUCUUGACGCCAACGGGGACGCACUGGGGCACGCGGCCUGCCUGCAGGACUCACCAUGUCCUGGCAAGCCGCGGUCCUUCGGCCACCUGCCCGCCGGCCACUGCAAGAUGACCAACCUGCAGGCUGCCCAGAGCCAUGUCAGCUGCCUGUCACCAGCCACGCCCUGCUGCUCCAAGAUGCACUGUGAGCAGCUGAUGGAGGACGCAGCCCACAUCCACGUCCACGAGGAGGGUGCCUGCGGGCCUGACCCGCACCUGCACAGGUGCCUCCAGGGCAGAACUAAGCCUCACUACUUCAGACGGCUCGGGGCGGCCGCGGCUGAGCAGGAGUGCGCCUACCACAUCCCGUCCAGUCUGGACGGCAGCCCCCACAGCUCACGCACGGACAGCCCCCCCAGCUCACUUGAGGGCCCAGUGGGGUCGCACACGAUGGCCUGCUGCUCCCAGGGUGACCCCUUCCCCUUGGUCAGCCAGCCCGAGGGUGGCGACGCCAGCCCCACGCUCUUCGGCUGCCCCCCACGGCCAGGCAGGGAGGUGGCCCAUGGCCCGGCCCACUUCGAGAUGCUCCGGAGGACACAGUCCCUGCCCUUUGGCAGCCCCGGCCAGAACGGGCUGCUCAAGGGUGACAUGCACGAGGCUGUGCCCUACAGCACCGAUGGCACAGGCAACAUCCGGACGGGGCCCUGGAAGAAUGAGACAACUGUGUAGCCAGGCCUUGCGUCACCAUGCCUGUGCCCACACGGCCACUCACCACCGUGCCCUGGACAAGUCAGAGCAGAGUGGGGCCCUCUGCCGUGGGAGGUCGGCGGGGGGGUCACCAAGUGACCAAACCUCUCUAAAGGGGCCGGAACCCCCACUGACCCUUUGUUGUGAAGGACCGAACAGGAAGACGCUUUGGGCCAUGUCUGCCUCAGCUAAUCUGAGGUCAGCUGGGCCAUCCACAUCCACAGUCCUGCAGCACCCAGUGUCCAGGCAGCCCAGAGACGGAGCGAGGUUCUAUCAGAGGAAACGCCUCAGGCCCCGCGUGGUUCCUGGCAGCCCUGCCUGCCUGGCUGCGGUGGGCCUGGCCAUGGCAGGAGGCACCCCUGGUAUCCCCUAGCAUUUAAUGUGUGUUCUGUUAAGCUUUGUUCCAAGGGGCCGGCAGCCUGGACCUGAGCAGUUGCUGAGGCCCCUCUGCUGUUCCCAUGUCUGAGUCACAGGAACCAUGUCGGCAUCUCUGCCCGGCACCGCCUCCACCUUCAGCCCCAUCCUGGAUGCAGCCCCAGCCCCCGAGGCCUGAGAGUGUCACCGAUCUUGGGUCACCCAGCUGCCCUCGGGGGCAUGUGGGCAGAGGGAGCAGCCUGUGCCUUUGGAAAUGCCCACGUGUCCUUCAACGGAGACUUGACUUCCAAAGCCAGCUGCCGCCAGGACUGGAUGCAGCCCCAACGUGCACGUUUGGGAAGAAUAAAGCUCCCUGCUCCAAAAAGAAGAGGAGCUGGCCUUUCCAAGAACAUCUGGAUAUGAAGUCUUGACUUGGAAGACAGAUGUUGAUUCCAGUGGGACUUCUGCAGAAGCAGGAGGCCCAUCCCACAGAGGGGUCCGUGGGUCCCCACAGAGGCAGAAAGCCUGAACAUUCAGAGGGACGUGCGUGUGAGGCUGAGCACAGUGGUUCCGCCCUCCCUUCCUCCUCCAGGUCUGUGGCACACGUGCAGAUACAUGUACACACACACACAUGCACACACGUGCCCUUGUCCAUGCUCACACUACGUGUGCACAUGCCGUCUAUAUGCAUGUGUGCAUCGUGUGUACACACUCUACACAUGCACAAUACAACACCAUAUACAUGUGCAUGCAUGCAUACACAUGCAGUGCAUGCAGCAAUACACCACAGUGCACGCACAUGCAGUGCACACAGCACAUACACCACACAUGAGCAUACACAGUACAUCGUGCACAUGCAGGUGGUGUGUUUUCCAGCCGUCCGAGCACUGAGUUUUCACUGCACUGCACAGACAUCAUCACCAUGGCUCUCCACUGUGCUCUGCCGUCUGGGCGGGGGGCCUGCACCCGGAGCAGACCCUUCCUGACACAUACCUGGGAGGAGUGGGGAUUGCGUCGGGGUGUCCCAGAGUCCGACGCUCAGCAUCUGAGCACGCAGAGCCUCAGUUCCCAGGAUUCUUGGAAACCUGAUAGUGACGUUCUAACAUACCGUGGUGUGCUGUACCUGCCACGGACCCCGUGUGUCCUCACAGGUCACCCAGAGGCAACCUCACAGAGUAACCGGAUGACCGCCGGCGGUUCCUUUCGCCUUCACUGCCCGACCUGUUCACCUGCUUCCGUAGCCAACAUGAACCAGAGACCAAGGCUGUGCUGUGUACACGCUGUAGAUGCAGAACUGUCAACGAAAUACAGUAUUUUGCAUUGUC
Molecule: messenger RNA, 5614 nt
Organism: Equus caballus (horse)
Lineage: Eukaryota; Metazoa; Chordata; Mammalia; Perissodactyla; Equidae
Gene: ADGRA1
Product: adhesion G protein-coupled receptor A1
Biological process (GO): cell surface receptor signaling pathway; G protein-coupled receptor signaling pathway
Cellular component (GO): plasma membrane; glutamatergic synapse; postsynaptic density
Molecular function (GO): G protein-coupled receptor activity
Source: RefSeq, a predicted model, not a curated record